GGGGGGGGAGGGGCCGGGCGGGGGGCUGGCGGUAGCGGCGAAUGGACUCGCGGGUAUCGGAGCUGUUCGGCGGCUGCUGCCGGCCCGGGGGGGGCCCGGCCGUGGGCGGAACCCUGAAGGCUAGGGGCGCCGGCGGCAGCAGCAGCUGCGGUGGCCCGAAGGGGAAGAAGAAGAACGGAAGGAACAGAGGGAGCAAAGCCAACAAUCCCCCGUACCUGCCCCCCGAGGCUGAAGAUGGAAACAUCGAAUAUAAACUGAAGCUGGUGAAUCCAUCCCAGUAUCGUUUUGAGCACCUGGUGACACAGAUGAAGUGGCGGCUCCAGGAGGGCCGCGGUGAGGCUGUCUACCAGAUUGGAGUAGAAGACAAUGGGCUGCUGGUGGGGCUGGCUGAGGAGGAGAUGCGGGCCUCCCUCAAGACCCUGCACCGGAUGGCAGAGAAGGUCGGGGCAGACAUCACUGUUCUCCGGGAGCGAGAAGUGGACUAUGAUAGUGACAUGCCCCGGAAGAUCACCGAGGUGCUGGUACGAAAGGUCCCUGACAACCAACAGUUCCUGGACCUCCGUGUGGCUGUCCUGGGGAAUGUGGACUCAGGGAAGUCGACUCUGCUUGGAGUCCUGACCCAAGGAGAGCUGGACAAUGGGCGGGGCCGGGCUCGGCUGAACCUUUUCCGUCACCUGCAUGAGAUUCAGUCCGGCCGAACCUCCAGCAUCAGCUUCGAGAUCCUGGGCUUUAACAGCAAGGGAGAGGUGGUGAAUUACAGUGACUCACGGACGGCAGAAGAGAUCUGUGAGAGCAGCUCCAAGAUGAUCACCUUCAUCGACCUGGCAGGCCACCACAAGUACCUGCACACCACCAUCUUCGGCCUCACCUCCUACUGCCCUGACUGUGCCCUGCUCCUCGUCAGUGCUAACACUGGGAUUGCCGGCACCACAAGAGAACAUCUGGGGCUGGCACUGGCCCUGAAAGUGCCCUUCUUCAUCGUGGUCAGCAAGGUGGACCUGUGUGCCAAGACCACAGUGGAGAGGACGGUACGCCAGCUAGAGCGGGUCCUCAAGCAGCCUGGCUGCCACAAGGUCCCCAUGCUGGUCACCUCUGAGGACGAUGCCGUCACUGCUGCCCAGCAGUUUGCCCAGUCCCCCAAUGUCACCCCCAUCUUCACACUGUCCAGCGUGUCUGGAGAGAGUCUGGACCUGCUCAAAGUCUUUCUGAAUAUUCUGCCGCCACUCACCAACAGCAAAGAGCAGGAGGAACUCAUGCAGCAGCUGACGGAGUUCCAGGUGGAUGAAAUCUACACAGUACCAGAGGUGGGGACAGUUGUUGGAGGGACACUUUCCAGUGGGAUUUGCCGUGAGGGCGACCAGCUGGUGGUGGGCCCCACGGACGAUGGCUGCUUCCUGGAGCUGAGAGUGUGCAGCAUCCAACGCAACCGCUCUGCCUGUCGUGUACUGCGAGCUGGUCAGGCCGCUACGCUGGCCCUCGGGGACUUUGACCGAGCACUCCUUCGCAAGGGCAUGGUGAUGGUGAGCCCAGAGAUGAAUCCCACCAUCUGCUCAGUGUUCGAGGCAGAGAUAGUCCUGCUGUUCCACGCCACCACCUUCCGGCGAGGCUUCCAGGUGACAGUACACGUGGGCAACGUACGUCAGACAGCAGUGGUGGAAAAGAUCCAUGCCAAGGACAAGCUGCGGACAGGGGAGAAGGCAGUGGUACGUUUCCGCUUCCUGAAACACCCAGAGUACCUGAAGGUGGGCGCCAAGCUGCUGUUCCGGGAGGGUGUCACCAAGGGCAUCGGCCAUGUCACUGAUGUGCAAGCCAUUGCAGCGGGAGAGGCCCAGGCCAACAUGGGCUUCUGAACUCCUCCAGGCAGGCACAGCUCUACUGCUGUCCCUACAGUACAUAAGGUGACUUCCGGCCAUGCUGCCCCCUGUUGGCGGCUCUGCGUGUUAGUAGGCUAGGGAGUGAGGGGUGCUCUCUGCUGCUUGCUCCCUGCCACCUUUUCCGGAGAGACGCCAAGCUUGGUGUGACCAGGGAGGGGCAGUCCUGAGGGAGAGGACAGGAGAAUUCAGGGCAGUGCUCAGCAGCUGUGUGUCCGCCUGGUUGGCUCAUCAAACUUGGCAUCCCUACGGCCUGUCUACUGGAGGGAGCUGAUCACCGCCACAUUGGCCCAACUGUCAGGACUGGGCAUGAUUCGCCGGUGUGGUCCCUGCACGUCAGGAAUUGUCACAACAACUGGGGGUGGUCCUCGAAAGCACUCCUUCUUCUAUACCUCUUCUCAAGGCCAUGUAAGUUGCCCAUCUCUACUUGACUGUGGACAAAAGACAUCUGCUCCUGGCCAUCUGGUGGCCCAGGGUCUGAAGAAAUGGCACAGGGACAGUGAAUGGCAGUGCUCCCGCCCUGUGCUGAGACAUGAGGUCUGCUCUUCAGCUUUGUCUCCCUUCCCUUCUUCACUCAAGGGCCAUGUCCCCAGUUCCUCCUCUCAAAGGCCCCACAGGUGCUAUUUGUUGUGCUGGCCCAGGUGUGGGGCCGCCAAGCUAAGACUUGGUGUACCGAAGGUCAGCUGCAUGUCAAUCAGUCUUGUCCCCUCCUCUGCAGUGAUCUGUUAGUUUUAAUGCUGGAUCAAACAGGAUGUUUUGCCACAGUCCCCAGACUGGUGGCUGGGGACCUGACUCACAGCUCCCCAUCCUGCCCCCAUGUAAGUCCUCUCUUGUUUUAGUAAUUUGUAGUGAUCAUCCCUUUCCCUCUGUUGCAGGGAACCUGGAGGAAAGGGAAAGAUGUUGCCAUACUUCCUAUUCUUUAGAGCAUGAAUUCCCUCUUUCCCUUUGUUAGUGUCCUGGGUUCCCAUGGACUCAGGGAUUUGGUUGAGGUUUCUCUGCAUAUAUAUAUACAUAUAUAUAUAUAUAUAUAUUUAAAUACACAUAUAUAUAU
Balaenoptera acutorostrata (minke whale) is the source of this 2922-nucleotide messenger RNA. RefSeq names its product GTP binding protein 2 (gene GTPBP2). The record is from RefSeq and is a predicted model, not a curated record. Gene Ontology annotation, molecular function: translation elongation factor activity; GTPase activity; GTP binding. NCBI's taxonomy places the organism in Eukaryota, Metazoa, Chordata, Mammalia, Artiodactyla, Balaenopteridae. Bases 42 to 1850 code for a protein of 602 amino acids. Gene Ontology annotation, biological process: translational elongation. The transcript has 12 exons.